AUGAAAGAUAAUAUGAUUUUGAUUUGGUGCAAGAGUUUCUCUGUAGCCUCUCGUUUCUUUCCCGUAGCGUUGUGUCGAAUAUUGCCGUUCAGUGGUGCUGAUUGUGGUUUCCUGCUCCCUAGUUCGGAGUUUCAGCUGCUGAUAACCGAUCCUGCUACACGUUCCGUCGAAUCCAGCCAACUUCUCUUCUGUUCUGUUAAUGCUAGAUAUGGUCGAAUCAAGCUGAAGACACAUCGAGGAAUCAUCGAGAUUCUAUCUUGA
Necator americanus (New World hookworm) is the source of this 261-nucleotide messenger RNA. RefSeq lists its product as uncharacterized. Bases 1 to 261 code for a protein of 86 amino acids. The transcript is spliced from 7 exons. The record is from RefSeq and is a predicted model, not a curated record. NCBI's taxonomy places the organism in Eukaryota, Metazoa, Nematoda, Chromadorea, Rhabditida, Ancylostomatidae.